This is a messenger RNA of Lagenorhynchus albirostris (white-beaked dolphin), 3136 nucleotides long. It is a transcript of the gene NPAS3, whose product is annotated as neuronal PAS domain protein 3. Bases 1 to 2805 code for a protein of 934 amino acids. Lineage: Eukaryota; Metazoa; Chordata; Mammalia; Artiodactyla; Delphinidae. Gene Ontology annotation, molecular function: DNA-binding transcription factor activity, RNA polymerase II-specific; RNA polymerase II transcription regulatory region sequence-specific DNA binding; protein dimerization activity. Gene Ontology annotation, biological process: regulation of transcription by RNA polymerase II. The record is from RefSeq and is a predicted model, not a curated record. The transcript has 12 exons.
AUGGGGAGGGCCGGCGCCGCGGCCAACGGCACCCCGCAGAACGUCCAGGGCAUCACCUCCUACCAGCAGCGAAUAACUGCCCAGCAUCCUCUGCCCAACCAAUCAGAAUGUAGGAAAAUCUACAGAUAUGACGGAAUCUACUGUGAAUCUACCUACCAGAAUUUACAAGCAUUGAGAAAGGAGAAGUCCCGGGAUGCUGCUCGCUCCCGCCGGGGGAAAGAAAACUUUGAGUUCUAUGAAUUGGCCAAGUUGUUGCCUCUUCCUGCAGCCAUCACUAGCCAGCUUGACAAGGCCUCCAUCAUUCGACUUACAAUUAGCUAUCUGAAAAUGAGAGACUUCGCUAACCAGGGGGACCCUCCAUGGAACUUGCGGAUGGAAGGCCCUCCACCUAACACGUCAGUAAAAGGUGCACAGCGAAGGAGAAGCCCCAGUGCACUGGCCAUUGAAGUAUUUGAAGCACAUUUGGGAAGUCACAUUUUGCAGUCCCUGGAUGGCUUUGUAUUUGCACUAAAUCAAGAAGGAAAAUUUUUGUACAUUUCUGAAACAGUCUCCAUCUACCUAGGCCUCUCGCAAGUGGAGCUGACAGGCAGCAGCGUCUUUGACUAUGUCCACCCCGGGGACCACGUGGAGAUGGCAGAGCAGCUGGGCAUGAAGCUCCCGCCCGGGCGGGGUCUCCUCUCGCAGGGCACCGCUGAAGAUGCAGCCAGCUCAGCAUCUUCCUCUUCCCAGUCAGAAACCCCAGAGCCAGUGGAAUCAACCAGCCCCAGCCUGCUAACCACUGACAACACUCUUGAGCGUUCGUUUUUCAUCCGAAUGAAAUCUACGCUGACCAAACGUGGCGUGCACAUCAAAUCAUCAGGAUAUAAGGUGAUUCACAUAACGGGCCGGCUACGACUAAGGGUGUCGCUGUCCCACGGGAGGACCGUCCCCAGCCAAAUCAUGGGGCUCGUGGUUGUGGCUCAUGCCUUGCCUCCCCCUACGAUCAAUGAAGUCAGAAUUGACUGCCAUAUGUUCGUCACUCGAGUAAAUAUGGACCUCAAUAUCAUUUACUGUGAAAAUAGGAUUAGUGAUUAUAUGGAUCUGACUCCUGUAGACAUUGUAGGGAAAAGAUGCUACCACUUCAUCCACGCUGAAGACGUCGAGGGCAUCAGGCACAGUCACCUGGACUUGCUGAACAAGGGCCAAUGUGUGACAAAGUACUAUCGUUGGAUGCAGAAGAAUGGAGGAUAUAUUUGGAUACAGUCUAGUGCCACAAUAGCUAUUAACGCCAAGAACGCAAAUGAGAAAAACAUCAUCUGGGUGAAUUAUCUUCUGAGCAACCCCGAAUACAAGGACACGCCCAUGGACAUCGCACAGCUUCCCCACCUGCCGGAGAAAACUUCGGAAUCCUCAGAGACCUCCGACUCUGAGUCAGACUCUAAAGACACCUCAGGUAUUACAGAGGACAACGAGAACUCCAAGUCCGACGAGAAGGGGAACCAGUCCGAGAACAGCGAAGACCCGGAGCCCGACCGCAAGAAGUCAGGCAACACGUGCGACAACAUGAACUGCAACGACGACGGCCACAGCUCCAGCAACCCGGACAGCCGCGACAGCGACGACAGCUUCGAGCACUCGGACUUUGAGAACCCCAAGGCGGCCGAGGACGGCGGCGGCUUCGGCGCGCUGGGCCCCAUGCAGAUCAAGGUCGAGCGCUACGUGGAGAGCGAGUCGGACCUGCGGCUGCAGAACUGCGAGUCGCUGUCGUCGGACAGCGCCAAGGACUCGGACAGCGCGGGCGAGGCGGGCGCGCAGGCCUCCAGCAAGCACCAGAAGCGCAAGAAGAGGCGGAAACGGCAGAAGGGCGGCAGCGCCAGCCGCCGGCGCCUGUCCAGCGCGUCGAGCCCCGGCGGCCUGGACGCGGGCCUGGUGGAGCCCCCGCGGCUGCUGUCCUCCCCCAACAGUGCCUCGGUGCUCAAGAUCAAGACGGAGAUCUCGGAACCCAUCAACUUCGACAACGACAGCAGCAUCUGGAACUACCCGCCCAACCGGGAGAUCUCCCGGAACGAGUCGCCCUACAGCAUGACCAAGCCCCCCAGCUCCGAGCACUUCCCGUCCCCGCCGGGCGGCGCAGGCGGCGGGGGGCUGCACGUGGCCAUCCCCGACUCGGUCCUCACUCCGCCCGGUGCCGACGGCACGGCCGCCGCCGCCGCCGCCGCCGCCCGCAAGACUCAGUUCGGCACCUCGGCCCCCGCGGCCUUGGCCCCCGUCGCCUCCGACCCGCUGUCGCCCCCGCUCUCGGCGUCCCCGCGGGACAAGCACCCCGGGGGCGGAAGCAGCGGCGGCGGGAGCGGCCCCGGAGCGUCCAACUCCUUGCUGUACACUGGGGACCUAGAGGCGCUGCAGAGGUUGCAGGCGGGCAACGUCGUGCUGCCGCUGGUGCACAGGGUGACCGGGACGCUGGCGGCCACCAGCACGGCCGCGCAGAGGGUCUACACCACGGGCACCAUCCGCUACGCGCCAGCCGAGGUGACCCUGGCCAUGCAGGGCAACCUGCUGCCCAACGCGCACGCUGUUAACUUCGUGGACGUUAACAGCCCGGGCUUCGGCCUUGACCCCAAGACACCCAUGGAGAUGCUCUACCACCACGUGCACCGGCUCAACAUGUCGGGACCGUUUGGCGGCGCCGUGAGCGCGGCCAGCCUGACGCAGAUGCCCACCGGCAACGUGUUCACCACGGCCGAGGGACUCUUCUCCACGCUGCCCUUCCCCGUCUACAGCAACGGCAUCCACGCGGCACAGACUCUGGAGCGCAAGGAGGACUGAGCACCGCCCAGCGCGGCCCGGGGCUCUGCCCGGAGGCAUCGUCGGAGUUUUCGUUUAGACCUUUGAUUCUAGCACUUUGAAUUCGAGCAGGUCAGCAUCUUCUCUCGCCACGACGGUCCCCGUUCCAUCCCCUCUUUCUUUCACUGGACUCAUUCUUUCCUGUAAAGAUAUGUUUAUUUUUGGCCUUCAGAGGGUCAGACGACCAGUUGCCUGCCAUUUUGUCUUCUUCCGAGAUGUGUGUUGGGUUGUUUUGCUUUCCUUUGCAUCUUUAUUAAGAUGUCUUUAAUGUGUAUAUGCCUCUGCCAUUGAAUACUCAGUCUUGUGGUCAAGA